UGUGUCUUUGCAGAACUUCAACGGAAUAUACAAAGUGAUAAAUAGUAAGUGACUAGGGAGCAAAGUGUAGUUUCAGUAAAUACUUGUUGUGACUGUUUGCUCUUUUUCUUGUUUGGACUGUUUCAAUUAGCUCUCUCCAAGCAAUCUGCUCUUUUACGUAGCUGUAUAGACACAGCAGAGUUAAACAGAGAUUGACAACUGCACUUUAGUUUCUGAAUUAUCUAAAAUAACACAAGGCUCAAUGACUUUACUGUCCACUCACAUAUUUUAUGUGUGAUUUUUUUUUUUCUUUAAAAGCAGAGUGGUUUCACUUUAAUUUUUAAAAUAUAAUAAAGUAUAUUAUUCUGAAUGAGAUAAACCAGCUUGAUAAAACUUUAUGAUACAGAAAGAAUACCUUGUCAUCUAGAGUUAGUCAAAAUUUUUCUUCUUUGACACCAGAGCUUUAGUUUGUUUCAAGGAUGAUUUGACAUUCCUUUGUACCAGUCACUUGGGUGAAAUGUAACAAUCAAGUAGAUAGAUUUGUAUACAUGAUAGCAUGGUAUUCUGGGGAUAACAAUGCAUUUUGACAAAUAAGUUAUUGUGGAAAAGUUAAAAGGUGUGCUUUUCUUUUAAUUGUAUCUAUCUAUACAUCUGAUUUUAUGGGGAACUGCUGUAUAGUUAAUACAGUUAAACAGAAUGUGUACAUUGGAUUUUCUAACUUGAUUUUUCUACCCAGUCAUAAUGGCUCAGGAACUGCUGGAAUGCCAGGGCUAAAUAACAAAAGCAGUUUUGGGAGUGAUUGAGUGGUGGUCUAUGGAAUACAGACCACUAUGCUAGCUACAGAGCAAACAGAAACACUGAAAGAAAUCAUAGAAGAAGAAGAAGAAGAAGAAGAAGAAGAAAAGGAAAAGGAAAAGGAAAAGGAAAAGGAAAAGGAAAAGGAAAAGGAAAAGGAAAAGGAAAAGGAAAAGGAAAAGGAAAAGGAAAAGGAGAAAAAGAAAAAAAAAAGUCACUUAAAAGAAAAAAAUAUUGAGUAAGUGAAUUCAGAUUCAAGUAGCCAAAUGAGCAAACAAGGUAUGUGCUUUGCCUUGUCAAAGUUAGUAAUCUUAGAUGCCAUUAAAUUUUUAGUGUGGUCUAUUUGAUUAGUGUGGUCUAUUUGAUCUGCUUCUCACAAGCUCCUUCUUUGGGAGGUCUUUAUUUAUGAUUUAAUAGCUGCCUGUGAAUUUGGUACUUUGAAUCAACAGACUAAAUAUUCUUCUUCAACCCGAUUUGUCAUUUGAUGAGUGUCUUAGUGCAGAAGGAAAUAAUUCCUGAAUAAGACCUGGUUUUUAAUUACCAGCCAUCUUAGAUAACAGUAGCAUAUUCAGUCCCCAGCAGUAACACUGGGGAAGAGACCUGUGAUCUGUGGUGGCUGAAUUAUAAUUGCCCUGCUGUUUACUUACAUGGGGCCACUUACAGGUAUAUGGGGACCAGAGUUUGACUAUCAAGACAGCACUAUUCAGGAAACAUCUUUCGAUGCAAAUGCAUUAUAGGAAAAUAUUUUGAGAAGACAUAGGGCAUUCCUGUUCUCACAAAACACAGUAGAGACAUUUGUGACCUUUAAAUAUAUCAAUUAUUUUGUCCUUUAACUUUUAAAAUCCAUGGAGCUAUUUAAAUUACGGUAGGUACUCUGAAGAAAAGAAAUUAAUAUUCAUUUUUACAACAGGAAAGGAAGAUUAUAUAUUCCCACUGCCUGUAACCAAAGCACAGAAGAAAUUAUUCAUGUCUGAAAUAAUUGUAAAUGACUCUUUAUUACUCCAAAUGAAAUUCUAGCAUAAAAUGCAGCUACUGUAUUGUCUCAUGUGUUUAUUAAUCCUUCUUUAUUUUAACACCACCAUGAACAAUGGGAACCACACAUAUGUUGGCACAGAAUUAAAGUGGCCCAGCAAGCUUUUUUAAAUCUUGGGAAUGAAUAUGCUUGAAAUUGAGAACCCUCUUAAGAGCCUGAAAGCUUUUUUUAAAUCAGUGAGAUGUCAGCUUAUGUUUUAAAAACAUAGUUGAAGCAGGGUAGAAAAAACUAUGGCCCAUAUGAAAUGGUUUCAAAUUGCGGUAUACAUGAUCAGAUAUACUCUUCACAGACGUAUCUUUUUCUGUGAUUUCAUGAACAGAAUCUUGGUAGUUCGCUGGUGGUUUUUGUUUGUUUGUGGGUUUGUUUGUUUUGUCUUUUUUUUUUUUUUUUUCUCUUUACCUUGUAGCUCUUUAUAAGUCCAGAUGAGCUUAGAAAUCAAUCUGCUAUUGAAAGGGAAUGUCUGAUCUUGAAAGCAGUUGCUUAGUGGAGUUCCCAUUGACAUUAUUGACUCAACUCUUUGUCAAUAAUUCCUAAAGCUCCCAUUGAUUUUCUUGAAUAACAGGUUUCAUGACUAUGAUGUCACUUAGAGUGCCUUUCUGAGGCUCACUAUAGAGUCUAUAAUUGAGGACCAGUAUCCAGUGUAGCAAAUCUAAGUGUAUGUUUUAAGAUGUUGUAGCAUAUGUUUAUUAUCCUGUAAAUCAGAGUUCUGGAGGAAAUGGAUACAAAUUUAUAUUAGAACCUAUCUUUCCUGUUGAGAUCUUAGGAUGCUUAAACAUUCAAUUGACACUUCCAGUGGCAUUAGCAGAAAUUUUCUCUGUAGAGUCUGUGGGGUGAUAUCUAUGGGCUUUCAAAAUAAUUAUUUUCCCAAGUACUCAAUGCUUGAGCAGGACGAAUUAUGAAAGUGCUUUUGAACAUGGUAAAUCUGGAUAUUCCUGCUUGCUUUUAAAAAGUUGUUGACUGUCUUAGUAGUGAGAACUGACCAAAUUCACUCUCUACUUAUCUCUAAAGCAUACAUCGUGUUGUCAUGGUCACAAAUACUAGCAAUGCUCAAAUAUGCCAAUAAUAGUCCAUGUUCUCAGUAGCUUUCAGCCAAAAGCUAGUCAUCAAAACCACUGUAUUAAAUGUUCUUACAUUAAUCUGGGAUAAAAACUAACAUGGAAAGAUACAAAUGUAUUGGUUUCUGUCUGCACUAUUUUGCCAGAUGAGUGUUUGGAAGAGUGUUUUACUUUACAGCAUCCCUUACACAGGGCAUCUUUGGAUUGAGUGUAAUAGAGCCUGACAUCUGAAUCCACCUUGUUCCUAGUAGUGCUGUGGUAUCAGGUAGCCGUAGCCAUCUUCUGGUUACCAUCGGGUGAAAGCCUGAGCGACUUCUUUCAGCAGCUGAACUCCACUAGACAGAAACUGUUCUUCCCCACUCAGACUUUUGUACCUGUCCAAGCUGAUCCCAGGAAGCUCUUCAGAAAAAAAGAAAAAAACACAAAACCAAAACGAAACAAAACCAAAAACCCAAGAGCAUCCUGCAGAGGCCCGCGGGACUGCGGGUCCGCACGGCGGGAGGCGGCCGGACGCCGGGCGGAGAGCGGGCGGGAGCAGUUCAGCACCACGGUCAGCGCCAGCCGGCCGGCGGAGGCACCGCGGGGGUGGGGAGCGGGAGGAGCGGCCGCGGGAGGGGGAACUGCUGCCUGGAUGCUGAUGGUUUUUACGGGGAGCAGCAGUCAAAUAACCGGUCAAAGGAUGAUAUUUGACCUCCCGUGCUAUAUUUUAAAGCCAGGAAAGGAUAAAGCUAUGUCAGUGACACAAAUGGAAUAGAAAACACACUUCUAUGUUAUCAUCAUGUUCUUCAUACCGUGUUAGAGUGAAAGCAGCUGGAAGGAUAAUACAGUAAGUGGCAAAAUUAUCUGAGUUAUACCUGCUGAUUACCAGAUCUAGGGUUAAAUUAAGGAACUGAAAGAGAAAAGGUAUAGAGGGCAAGAAGUUAUACACUAUGUUCAAAAAGAUCCACUCUAUAUUUCACCCCAACUCCCACCGAAGAAAUCUGACAGAUGACAUCCCUUACUGUGAUGGCACAGGUUCUGCAGUGAGAUUGAUCCGCAGCACUUCUAUGUAUGUCCUUGGAGGUGAGCAAGAAAAAAUUAGUGAAACACUAAAAAAAUGCAAAAGUACAACCAGCAUUGACUCUUGCUUUCAGCCAAAAGAGGACGACAGAGACUGGAUGUACUCUAAGACUCAGGACUGCUUGAAGUACUUACAGGAUCUGUUAGCCUUGAGGAAAAAAUACCUUGACAACAUCAAGAACUUGAAAUCCAUGCAUAUGGCUGCAGAUUCCCCAACAUCCACAAAAUCAUCCAAAACUGGAAAGAAGUCAUUUCUUCCACUUCCUUCCAAAGAGUCUUCUAAGGCAUCCAUGGAGAGAAAAGGCCCACAGGCCAGUUCAGAUGUCAGAGAAGCAAUAGCUUUCUUCGACUCAGUUAUUGCAGACCUGGAUUCAGAGAGGUGGCGAAGAGUUCCUGAUGUGGAUUUGCCAAACGUGGAUGUUGAUUUUGAUGUUGCUACCAGCACAAGCGAACACAGUUUACAUUCAAACUGGAUCCUUCGUGCUCCCCGAAGAUACUCGGAAGAUACUGCUCAAACAGCAAAGGCUGCAAGUCAGUCUCAAAGAAACAGCCAGAGAAGAACAACUGGCUCUAGGAAAAAGCUGGAAAGACAUCCUAUGUAUUUGCCCAAAGCUGUGGAAGGGGCAUAUAGCACUUUAAAAUUUAAGCCCAAAACACGUAAAAAAGAAUAUUGAAUGAAUAUUCUCUCUUCAGCUGAAGACAGAAUAUAUGAAAUAGGGCAUUGAAGACUUGAUGCCUUAUUUAUUUAUUUAUUUAUUUAUUUAUUUAUUUAUUUAUUUAUUUAUUUAAUGUUUGACCCAGCUCUUACAGUCUAUAAGUGAUGUGUGUGGUCACCGAGGGUUUUUUGUCUGGGACAUAUUUCAAGCCAUUGCUAUUCCAACACUGGACUCGUAUGAGGGUUUAACUCACCAAUUUCAUUGUGCCUAACACUACUGCUUUGUCAUUCAACUUGGGGAGAACUCCGACGUGACAAGCAUUUUUUCUAGUAUUGUUAUUGAAAGCAAUGAUUCAGAGACUCCCUGGUGCAGUAUUUUUUCUUGUGACUCCAGUACUGCAAAGCAAUUAAAGCAAGUCAGCUAGUAUGUUGGAGCUUUUGCACCAGUGUUUUCAACUUCAGAGCAGUGAACCAGAAUUUCCUUCUUUCUCUUUUUGCAUGAGAAAAAAUGUGUGUGCCAUCAUUGACUCUGUGAUCCGAGAGUAUACAGCAGCACUGAGGUACAAGCAGACUGUGGUAUAAGCAGAAAAAGCUGCAAUGAGGGAAUCAGCAUUAGAAACCUGUGUUUGGAGGAGUUGCUCCAGUGUGUUUUGAAAAAAAAAAAAGCUAUCUUGUACUCCGUUUGCUAUUGGGAAUGUUUCUGUCCUGGGAUACAACAUCAAGCAUCAAGGGAUUCACUGCAUGCACAAAUGUAUGCAACACUUUUUCAUGUGGUUACACCACCUGUUGGUUUUCAUCUGUUUUAACACCCUGUUGCCGAACUAGGCACCCCAGUAUACACUGGAAAAGCUUAAUGUUUUGGAGAAGAACACUUUGUGAAUAAAUUGGAACAAAGGCGGAGCAGAAGACAAUUUGCAGAAAGAACCACUGCAUCAGCAUUAGAUCAUACCCAAUGUUUGGAAUUCUGCUACUUCAUCAUUAAAGACUACAUAUUAGGAAGAAUGCAGUCUAGAAAUGUUCCUCUUCAGGUUCUUUCAUCUUAGAGGUGACAUACCUUUCAUGUGAUACUUGGAAUACCCCAUACUCUGCCAGUUUUACUGAAGUACAGCAAUUUAAAAAAGCAUAGAAAGUGAGAAGGAUCUAGGCCCUUAUGGAAAUACUACUCUAUAGCCCUUCAGAUAGGUGAAUACCAUUUCCAUCACAGGCAUCAGUCUGAGCCAUAUCCCCCAGCUCAUGCUUUGUCUCUGAUUGUUUUCAUCUGAUAUUCAUUUGGUGGUUCACUGUGGCAGAUGGAUCAUUGCAGCACUGGUAUGACCAGCUGGUGAUUCACGGGCAGUUUCUUGUUUCUGCGUUCAGUAGUUUUUGUGUCCACAGGCUUGGAUAAAUUUCCUAAGGCACUGGCCAUCAAUAUAACCUAUCUGAUACACCAUAAUCUCCAUAACCUUUGUGUUCACCACACAGAACAUUUGGCAGGUGGCAAUUCUUGCUGAUUUUUCUUCCUAGUGUUUGAGACCAAGUUGUUCAAACAGCAUUUCUGCCACAGGGUGGAAGUACCUCUCUUGGAUCUCACUGAUGUGGGACACUUUCUGUCAUGAGAUAGGAGAGUGCCAAAAAACCACAUUGUCCUCCAUUCAGAACUGGCAUCUCCUGUUUGAUUAAAACAUUUUGUUUCUUUUUCUAGUGGUGUUUGUGAAGGGGAGGGUAAGUUCUUUCUGUACCGCUUUAAUUCUGGAGGUGCUUUUGCCACCCUUUUUCUAGUCUGUAUCCUCUUCAAAAUGACCUGUCUAACUGCCAUCAUUCAUACAUCUUCAUGAAGAGUUUAAAUUAAGGUCCAGGUUUUGCUUCCCUUCUGUUGGUGCUUCUCAUACUUAGUCUGUUUUCACUAUACAGGUAGUGUUGUUGCCUUUGUACCUCCCCAGUCCUGCCUGCCCUGAACUGAACACCAUAACCGUAUUUAAAACUGUUCUGCCUUUGACAUAAGAACAUUUAAGGCCAAAACCUGCACAUUUUUGGCAAUUGUGUCACCCUGAAACCCCGCUCCAAGCAGAAUCUCAUACUGAAGUUGCCGAGGAAUAUUUUUACUGAAUGUGUGGUCACCUUUCUGCUACUAGAACCUGCAACAUGAAUGGAUGCUGACAGAAAACCUCACUGUCUUUUUGAGUUACUGUAACAAAAUCAGGCAUGUGCAUAAUUAAAAUACUGAUGAAAGAAGAAGACCAUUAUUCCAACAGUGUUCUAUCCUGGUCUGUGCUCCAUGUUCAUAGUGCCAAGGUUUUACUCACUGCAGUAGCUAAUCUUUUGGUAUUGUUUUAAGGAUGCAUUGUGUUAUGCAGAACCAGAUUGCUUCAGCAUGUUUGACCUUCCCUGUGGCUUCUUGUGUGUCCUUGUAAAAUGGAGAGAUCUCUGGUGAUCUGCUGUGACAGAGGAUAAGGUUCCCCCUGCUGUCCAGCAUACAAACUCCAGUGUGAAAUAUGUGUUUGCUGUAAUGAAUAAGAGACAAAGGGGUGAAAAAAUAUUUGUAAAUUUGGUUUGGAUUCUGUGUUUUGUUGGUUUUGGUUGUUUCUUCCAUUUCUCAAAGCUAUCUUCAAGUCUGUCAUCAUCUUAGAAAAAAUUUAUUAAGCAAGUAAA
Molecule: messenger RNA, 7204 nt
Organism: Columba livia (rock pigeon)
Lineage: Eukaryota; Metazoa; Chordata; Aves; Columbiformes; Columbidae
Gene: C1H13orf42
Product: chromosome 1 C13orf42 homolog
Exons: 3
Coding region: 3792-4595 (267 amino acids)
Source: RefSeq, a predicted model, not a curated record